AUGGAUUUCCAUUAUGACAUUGAUUUUAUUUUUCCAAAUGAUGAGCCUUCAUUUGACUCAUCUUCUGAUGAUGAUGAGACGGAACUUACUCUAGCUAUUGCCAUAGAAGAAUUAAAGAAUGAAGGAGCAUCAACAUCACGUCGUCGUUCGGUUCAACCUCGCAGGUUUAUUUGGCGUAAUCCUUUGCAAGGUCAUGAUAGGCUUUUCCAUGAUUAUUUUGCUGAAACACCAGUGUAUCCUCCUAAUGUAUUUCGAAGGAGGUUUCAAAUGAGUCGUUCUCUUUUUCUACGUAUCCAUUCAAGAGUUGAAGCUACUGAACCAUACUUUGUUCAAAAAAGAAAUGCGGCUAACACACUCGGGUUGUCUUCCCUUCAAAAGAUGACCGCUGCAAUCAGAAUGCUUGCUUAUGGAGUGUCGGCUAAUUUCAUGGAUGAAUACAUAAGGAUUGGAGAAACCACUGCAAUAAAAAGCUUAAAAAAAUUUGUUAAAGCAGUAGUUUCAAUCUUUUCUGAAGAGUACUUGAGGUCACCAAACAACAAUGACAUUGCAAGGUUGUUAGUAGUUGGCCAACAUCGUGGAUUUCCAAGAAUGCUAGGGAGCAUCGACUGCAUGCAUUGGAAAUGGAAGAAUUGUCCAAAUGGUAUAUAUCCAUCAUGGGCAACAUUUGUCAAAACAAUUCCAGCACCACAAGACCGUAAAAGACAACAUUUUGCUUCCACACAAGAGGCGGUCAGGAAGGAUGUUGAACGUGCAUUUGGAGUACUUCAAGCGCGAUUUGCAAUUGUGCGUGGGCCUGCACGUUUUUUCCACCUUGAAACGCUUAAGGACAUUAUGAUGGCAUGUAUAAUAUUGCAUAAUAUGAUCGUUGAAGAUGAGCAACAUACUUACCUUGGAGCAAAUGACUUUGAUUAUGAUCAAAUCAACGAUAAUGGACCCAAACCGGUGUCACAUAAUCCCACUUGUAACCUUAUGCAAUUCAUUGAACGUCAUAAUUCCAUUAGAGAUAAAGGAAUUCAUUCUCAACUUCAAGCAGAUCUCGUUGAGCAUCUAUGGCAACUACAAGGCCAGUCGUAG
This is a messenger RNA of Quercus robur (English oak), 1074 nucleotides long. RefSeq lists its product as uncharacterized. The transcript has 2 exons. The record is from RefSeq and is a predicted model, not a curated record. The coding region runs from base 1 to 1074 and encodes 357 amino acids. Lineage: Eukaryota; Viridiplantae; Streptophyta; Magnoliopsida; Fagales; Fagaceae.